GCUGUCCCCUAAAAACAAAUAGUGAUUAAAGACUAAAAAUAUCUCUAUUAUUUUAGUUUUAAAUAUUAUUUUAGAUCUAAAACAUUAAUUAAUAACAAAACUAUAACGCAGUUUUGCUUUUUCGUUGUAAAUCUAGAAUAUUUUCGGCCCACCUAGAGUGGCUGAAUCAACUUGAUCUGUUUCUUGUAUCUGACGGUCUGCGUCGACGGGCAGACUGGGCAGACUACAGUGGCUUGCCGGUCCUCGGUCGUCUUGUUAUUUAUUCAUCGUGCAAUUGCCUUCAAUUGCCCGCUUCCUGAAAGUGUGCUUAGACCUCGGCACGAGACAUGAUACAGGCAGCGAACAAGUCGAGAGUUCUGGUCCCGGCGUUGCUGUCGUCCUUCUGCAAGUUUGCGUCCAAACAACGGCGCCACAAAUACGCUUUGCUCAAUGAGUCUGCGUACAUCAACGGCAAGUGGUGCCCUUCAAAGAGUGGAGAAACUUUUCAGGUGACCAACCCCGCCAAUGGAGACGUCAUAUGUAGCGUCAGCGAUUGCUCGGUUGACGAUGUCGAAGAGGCCAUCCAGUCGGCCCGCUCAGCGUUUGAAGGUUUCAAGAACACCACAGCCAAGGAGCGGUCUGCACUUCUGCUCAAGUUCUACAACCUACAGCUGCAACACACGGAGGAACUGGCAAGGCUUAUGACCGCCGAAAAUGGCAAGCCCUUAGUGGAAUCUCGAGGAGAGGUGGCAUACGGAGCUUCGUUUCUGGAAUGGUUUUCGGCGGAGGCACGGAGAACGUACGGCGACCACGUCCCUGCCCCCAUCAAGGGGAGGGAGAUGCUCUUCAUCAGGCAGCCAAUCGGAGUGGCUGCCAUCAUCACCCCCUGGAACUUCCCCAACGCCAUGAUCACGAGGAAGAUCGGGGCGGCGCUGGCGGCCGGCUGCACGUGCGUCAUCAAGCCCGCCCCGGACACGCCCCUGUCGGCGCUGGCCCUGGCCCAGCUGUCCGAGGAGGCCGGCUUCCCCCCGGGCGUCCUCAACGUCCUGCCCUCGUCAGAAGCGACCACGCCCGCCGUCGGCCUCCACCUGUGCGAGCACCCCGACGUCGCAGCGUUGUCCUUCACGGGCUCCUCCGCUGUCGGAAAGCUGUUGCUCAAGCAGUGUGCUUCGACGGUCAAGAAAGUGUCGCUGGAACUCGGUGGCAAUGCGCCAUUCAUUGUCUUUGACUCUGCCAGCAUUGACAAGGCGGUGACGGGUGCCCUUGCCUGCAAGUUUAGGAACACCGGUCAAACGUGCGUGAGUGCCAACCGUAUCCUGGUGCAAGACGGCAUCCACGACCGGUUUGUGGCCAGCCUGGCAGAGGCCAUCCAGCAGAAGAUGAAGCCCGGCGAUGGGUUUGAGCCCGAGACCACUCUGGGACCACUCAUCAACGCCAAGGCAGUUGACAAGGUGGAGCACCACGUAGCGGAUGCGGUCGAGAAAGGCAGCACGGUGGUCCUCGGAGGCAAGAAGCACAGCCUGGGCGGGAACUUCUUCGAGCCGACGCUGCUCACCGACGUGCAGAGGGACAUGCUUGUGUGCCAGGAGGAGACCUUUGGCCCCGUAGCUUCCAUCAUCAGGUUCAAGACUGAGGAGGAAGCGGUGGAGCUUGCCAACUCCACUCGAGUUGGUCUCGCAGGCUACUUCUACUCGGAGAACAUCUCCCAGGUGUGGAGGGUGGCCAAGGCACUGGAGGUGGGCAUGGUGGGCGUGAACGAGGGAAUGAUGUCUUGCGCCGAGGGCGCCUUCGGAGGGGUCAAGGAAUCCGGCCUGGGACGUGAGGGCUCCCGUUACGGCAUGGACGAGUUCAUGCAGCUCAAGUACAUCUGCUUCGGAGGACUCGAAUGAGCGCCUCGAUCCGGGGACGCACACCCGGUUCGCACGGAGACUGACUGCAUUACAACUCCUUGCGUUCCACUACGACACACCGCGAGGAUAAAGGCCCGUAUGCACAUUUGCGUUUGAGCGCAAUGCGUUCAGUUGCGGCGGCCGGACGCGUAACGUCACGAAUGGCGACUGCACCAAGCUGGUACAUGUAGUUGCGUUGACACACAGUCGGUCGCGGUCAAGAGCCGAUAAGAAUGUGCCAUCGUGACUAGCGGCUCACUAAUAGUAAGCGAAAUCCACAGAAACGUGGCGACGGCGUCGACGUGGCCGACCUUAGGACUAUCCGGCCAGCUUCCUUGACUUCCAUCGAGUUUGAAUUGUCACAGCCUCGGAAAAACUCGCUCCUGUAAUACCCACCGCUCCCCAAAACUAAACACCAGUGUCCCGUACCCGAACGGAAAACUGGAUACGCCUCGCCGACGGGCGCGGCGAGCGCGCGACUUUCGUUUCUCUUCUCUACUUCUACUUCAGUGGGUUCUGCGAUGGCGCGCUUCACAGCGCCAGUGCAUAAGCGCUGCCUGCCAUAAAAAUGCCAUUCCAUACUCAAAUGCAAAUGUGCGUAUAGGUCUUAAAGCUUCUGUAUACGAAAAAGUGACACAAACCUCCUCUCCGUGGGGGAGACUCCCUUCUCCCUCCCUCUUUCCCCUCCCGGCAGACGGCGCCAUUUUUGAUCGUGGCCGACACCACCUGGAGUCGGUGACGGGUUAAAAAGCCAGUGGACACUCUGCCUCGAGCGCAAGCUUUCUGCCUUUGAGAACACUUCGUCGCACGUGCGGCCAAAGCUUGGUGGAAAGCAAGAAGCAUGCACUGGAAGCAUUGGUUCCUAAACCUGUCACCGACUGUAAAUAAUGUUGCGACGCAGUCAGUCCCACUCCGAUACUAACGUCCAAACCAGCCCUUAGUUCCUGUAACAGAACCAGGAAGACACCCCGAAGGAACUCCACGAGCACUAAACAGAUACUUGUCUUCCCACAGAGCCAAGGUCAGAUAGGGAGUAUACUGGAUUACUGCUUUUAUAGAUAAUAUAUUUUUAACUAUACUAUAUGUAUUCUUUGCCUCUGUCCCGUCUGAAGCGAAUAUCUGCGACCCUCGAAGUUUGGAACAGUCAACGCGUGGGGGAAAAGACCAGAGCCAAAAGCUUUUUUUGUAUCAAAUAUUUUCUUAUGAAUUUGCACUAUGAAAGGUUUGGGUUUUCCUUCUCUGUGCAGCCGACUUAGUCACACACACCCUUCAAGCAUGCCUUGUACCUGUAUACUGUUUGUUCAAACUAAUACGAAAGUAUCUAGCCUGGCAGCUAAGGAGAUUUUCCUGUUUUUAAUAUUUUGUUCCAUUCCCAUAGCAGGGAGCAUGAACAGGCUUCCGAUACGUAGCCAAUGGCAAUGUGGCUACCGUCUUCCAGUUUUACCGCAAUAAAAUGUGUCUGAAACCA
Molecule: messenger RNA, 3336 nt
Organism: Ixodes scapularis (black-legged tick)
Lineage: Eukaryota; Metazoa; Arthropoda; Arachnida; Ixodida; Ixodidae
Gene: Ssadh
Product: succinate-semialdehyde dehydrogenase, mitochondrial
Exons: 11
Coding region: 327-1868 (513 amino acids)
Biological process (GO): GABA catabolic process
Molecular function (GO): succinate-semialdehyde dehydrogenase (NAD+) activity
Source: RefSeq, a predicted model, not a curated record